AUGGUAAGCAUGGCUGCUGUCAUCACUUGGGCCCUGGCCCUCCUCUCAGUGUUUGCAACCACUCAGGCACGGAAGGGCUUCUGGGACUACUUCCGCCAGAGCAGCCGGGACAAAGACAUGAUGGGCCAACAGCAGAAGCUGGCACAGGAGAACAUGAAAAAUAGCUUCGAGCAGGACCUCUACAAUAUGAACAAUUUGCUAGAAAAGCUAAGCCCCUCGAGUGUUCCGGGGAAAGAGCCUCCCCAGCUGGCACAGGAUCCAGAAGGCAUGAGGAAGCAGUUGCAGCACGAGCUGGAGGAGGUGAGAGCUCGCCUGGAGCCCUACAUGGCUGCAAAGCACGAGCUGGUAGGCUGGAACUUGGAGGGCUUGAGGCAGCAGCUGAAGCCCUACACGGUGGAGCUGAUGGAGCAGGUGGGCCUGAGUGUGCAGGAGCUGCAAGAGCAGUUGCGUCUGGUGGGAGAGGACACCAAGGCCCAGCUGCUGGGGGGCAUGGAUGAGGCGCUGAGCCUGCUGCAGGAAAUGCAAAAUCGAGUGAUGCAUCACACAGACCGGGUCAAAAAACUCUUCCACCCUUACGCAGAGCGCUUGGUGACUGGCAUUGGGCACCAUGUGCAGGAGCUGCACCGUAGUGUCGCUCCUCACGCGGCUGCCAGCCCCGCGCGACUCAGUCGCUGUGUGCAGACCCUGUCCAACAAACUCACACUUAAGGCAAAGGACCUGCACACCAGCAUCCAGCGCAACCUGGACCAGCUGCGCGAGGAGCUCAGUGCUUUCGUUGGUGCCAGCGUAGAUGGGGCAGAGGAUGGAGUCUCCCCGGACCCGCAGGCUCUCUCUGAGGAGGUCCGCCAGCGACUUCAGGCUUUUCGACACGACACCUUUAUACAGAUCGCAGCAUUCACUCGCGCCAUUGACCAGGAGACAGAGGAAGUCCAGCAACAGCUAGCACCUCCUCCUCCUGGCCACAGCGCCUUCGCUCCUGAGUUGGGACACUCAGACAGUAACAAGGCCCUGAGCAGACUGCAGAGCCGACUGGAUGACCUGUGGGAAGAUAUUAGCUAUAGCCUUCAUGACCAGGGUCAUAGCCAGCUGAGAGAGCCCUGA
This is a messenger RNA of Cricetulus griseus (Chinese hamster), 1101 nucleotides long. The record is from RefSeq and is a predicted model, not a curated record. NCBI's taxonomy places the organism in Eukaryota, Metazoa, Chordata, Mammalia, Rodentia, Cricetidae.